CCCAGAUGGCUCUUCUGAAAUCAUCGUUAACCUUCUCACCCUAUGGCAAAUUCGCAAUUCCUCCUAAACCGACAACAACCGCAUGGUCCCUACUAAAAAAGCCUCGUCUUUCUUCUUCCUUCCUUCUUCACAGUUCUAUGCUCAGAAGACUGCUUCUCUCUUCCUCCAUCCAUCGCUUUCUUUCCCCCCAACUAAAUUACUAUCAUUUCCUACCCCAUAUCCUUUUGCUUUUACGUACUUUUCCCCACUUACUUGGCCUUUCCCGUACAUUUUCGCUCGACCCAUUUCCUCCCUCAAGUUGCUGGCCAUGGCUGAACGACCCUCGACACCAGAAUCGCAUUCUCACAAGUACACGAAUCGUCUGGCUGCGGAGCACAGUCCCUAUCUUCUUCAGCAUGCCCAUAACCCUGUUGAUUGGUACCCGUGGGGUGAGGAAGCUUUUGCUGAAGCGCGAAAGAGAGACGUUCCCAUCUUCUUGUCAAUUGGAUAUAGCACUUGUCAUUGGUGUCAUGUUAUGGAGGUGGAAUCUUUUGAAGAUGAAGGGGUUGCCAAAUUGUUGAAUGAUUGGUUUGUCAGUAUUAAGGUAGAUCGGGAAGAGCGACCUGAUGUUGAUAAGGUAUACAUGACUUACGUUCAGGCUCUGUACGGUGGUGGAGGUUGGCCACUUAGUGUCUUUCUUUCACCUGAUUUGAAACCGUUAAUGGGCGGAACUUACUUUCCACCAAAUGACAAGUACGGGAGACCGGGAUUUAAGACCAUACUUAGAAAGGUGAAAGAUGCUUGGGAUGUCAAGAGGGAUAUUCUUGUUAAGAGUGGAGCCUUUGCUAUUGAGCAGCUGGCAGAAGCAUUAUCAGCUAAUGCAAGUCCUAAUAAAUUGCCUGAUGGGCUACCACAAAAUGCGCUCCGUUUGUGUGCAGAUCAACUUUCCACAAGCUAUGAUUCGAAGUUUGGUGGUUUUGGAUCUGCCCCAAAGUUUCCCAGACCGGUUGAAAUCCAGUUGAUGCUUUAUUGGUCCAAAAAAUUGGAGGAAACUGGGAAGUUGCAUGAAGCAAGUGAAGCUUUAAAAAAAGUUUUCUUCAGCUUGCAAUGCAUGGAGGGGGGCAUCCAUGAUCAUGUUGGAGGUGGCUUUCACAGAUAUAGCGUGGAUGAGUGCUGGCAUGUUCCCCACUUCGAAAAAAUGCUGUACGACCAAGGACAGCUUGCUAAUGUUUAUUCAGAUGCGUUUUCUAUCACCAAAGACUACUACUUUUCAUUUGUGGCUCGGGAUAUUCUUGAUUAUUUGAGGAGAGACAUGAUCGGGCAAGAAGGUGAGAUUUUUUCAGCAGAGGAUGCUGACAGUUCCGAAUAUGAAGGUGAUGCUAGAAAAAAGGAAGGAGCCUUCUACAUAUGGACCAGCCAAGAGGUUGAUGACAUACUUGGAGAGCAUGCAACUGUUUUCAAGAACCAUUACUAUGUAAAGCCUUCGGGUAACUGUGACCUUUCUAGAAUGAGUGAUCCUCAUCAUGAAUUCAAGGGAAAGAAUGUGCUCAUUGAGAGACAAAACUCAGCUGAAAUGGCAUCAAAAGUUGGCAUGCCCGUUGAUAAAUAUCUUGAUAUUUUGGGUGAAUGUAGGCGAAAGCUUUUUGAAGUAAGAUCAAGUCGACCAAGACCACAUUUGGAUGAUAAGGUAAUCGUAUCAUGGAAUGGACUGGCAAUAUCAUCAUUUGCAAGGGCUUCUAAAAUUCUGAAGGGUGAGGAGGAGGGGACCAAAUUCUACUUCCCUGUUGUUGGCUGUGAUCUCCAGGAGUACAUGGAUGUUGCUGAGAAGGCAGCAUCUUUUAUCAGGAGGCAACUCUACAAUGAGCAAACGCACAGGCUACAACACAGCUUUAGGAAUGGCCCAUCUAAAGCGCCUGGAUUCUUGGAUGAUUAUGCUUUUCUAAUUUCGGGUUUGCUGGAUCUUUUUGAAUUUGGUGGUGGGAUUGAAUGGCUACUUUGGGCAAUUGAACUGCAAGACACCCAGGAUAAAUUAUUUCUUGAUAGAGAGGGAGGAGGCUAUUUCAAUACCCCAGGGGAAGACCCUUCUAUUCUCCUCCGUGUGAAGGAAGAUAAUGAUGGGGCUGAGCCCUCUGGGAACUCGGUUUCUGCAAUUAAUCUUGUAAGAUUGUGCUCCUUGGUUGCAGGUACUAGGACUGAUUGUUACAGGCAGAACGCUGAACAUCUUCUGGCAGUCUUUGAGGCGAGACUGAAAGAUAUGGCUAUGGCAGUCCCUCUGAUGUGUUGUGCAGCGGACAUGGUCACUGUUCCCUCUCGAAAGCAAGUUGUCUUGGUUGGCCAUAAGCAUUCUGUCGAGUUUGAAAACAUGCUAGUUGCAGCUCACGCAUCAUAUGAUCCCAAUAAAACCGUUAUUCACAUAGACCCCUCCAACAAGAAGGAGAAGGAAUUUUGGGAGGAACACAACAGCAAUAUUGCCCUCAUGGCAAAGAAUAAUUUUGUUGCCGAUAAAGUGGUUGCUCUCGUGUGCCAAGACUUUACUUGCAGUGCCCCAGUAGCAGAUCCUGAAUCUCUCAAGGCGCUGUUGUACCAAAAAUCAUCAUCUUCUGCUUCAAUUGGCACCAGUAAAUAACUUCAGUUAAAUACUUAGUGAUAUGUUUAUUAACAUGGAAUCAUCUUUGGCUGGAAACUCAGUGGCAGCAUGGCAAGUCAAAUUGAUGGUCGUUUUGUACGUAAACUAAUAUAAGAUAGAUGGCAAAUAAGUUUACAGCUAUGCCCCAGUGGAGAGGUUGAAUAUGUAUCUUGCUUUUGUUAAAAUGGUACAUGAACCAUAUGCACAAAGUUUUGAAUUCA
Juglans microcarpa x Juglans regia is the source of this 2826-nucleotide messenger RNA. Its product is annotated as spermatogenesis-associated protein 20. Gene Ontology annotation, cellular component: chloroplast. NCBI's taxonomy places the organism in Eukaryota, Viridiplantae, Streptophyta, Magnoliopsida, Fagales, Juglandaceae. Gene Ontology annotation, biological process: carbohydrate metabolic process. The record is from RefSeq and is a predicted model, not a curated record.